Phodopus roborovskii (desert hamster) is the source of this 4517-nucleotide messenger RNA. RefSeq names its product SMC5-SMC6 complex localization factor 2 (gene Slf2). Gene Ontology annotation, biological process: DNA damage response; positive regulation of double-strand break repair; protein localization to site of double-strand break. Gene Ontology annotation, cellular component: nucleus; site of double-strand break. Lineage: Eukaryota; Metazoa; Chordata; Mammalia; Rodentia; Cricetidae. Bases 167 to 3664 code for a protein of 1165 amino acids. The record is from RefSeq and is a predicted model, not a curated record. The transcript has 20 exons.
CCCGCUCACACCGGAGUCACUUCCGAAGAGAGAACCGCCAUGAAGAGAGUAGGGGGUGCCGCCCACCUCUGCACCGACAGCCUCCCCGAGUCCCAGCAGCAAGACGGCAACCACGCACCCAGCUUCUCCAGCCACAGCUCAUGCCGCCGUCGCCAGCGGCGCCGACAUGACAAGGCGCUGCAUGCCCGCUAGGCCAGGUUUCCCCUCAUCCCCAGCCCCGGGGUCGUCGCCCCCGCGCUGCCAUCUGAGACCCGGUAGUACCGCCCCUGCUGCAGCGGGAAAAAGAACAGAGAUCCCUGGGGACAGGAAACAAUCAAUCAUAGAUUUCUUCAAACCAGCUUCUAAACAAGACAAACAUAUGUUGGAUUCUCCACAAAAAUCAAACAUCAGAUAUGGAGGGAAUGGAGGACCCAUCAGUGGGACAGAACACUUUGAAAGGAAAUUAUCUUCACCAAAAAAACCCAAACCCAAACGAAUGUCAUCAGAGCAAAGUCCUAUUUUAGAAGCUUUCAUGAAAGGCGGGAAAGAGCACCACAAAGAUCAUGGUGUACAUGAACCACGGCGGCCUUGUAUGUCAGUCGGCUCCAAAUAUUUACUCCAAGGAACAGGUAUCUAUCCUCCUUCCUCUUACCGAUUGCCCAAGGAGGUGAAGCCACGGAAGAAGAAACAUAGGUCUCCAGAGAGAAGGAAGUCACUGUCCAUUCAUGAAAGUAACAGGGAGAAGAAUGACAGAGAUCGAGGCAAGACCAGUGAAGACUCCAGAAAGCAGGCCCCAGCAACAGAAGGUGACAUCUUCAAGAACAGUUCCAGAAGUGUUAGUAGCAGAAGCAGCCUAUCCCGGCACCACCCAGGAGAAAGCCCACUGGGAGCUAAGUUCCAGUUGUCAUUAGCUUCUUACUGCCGAGAACGAGAGCAGAAGAAGUUGAGAAAGGAACAAAUGGAACAGAGAAUCAACUCGGAAAAUUCUUUCUCAGAAACGAGCAAUCUUUCCUUAAAAUCCUCUAGUGUAGGGAAAAAAUGUAAGCCAAGACAUGAACACAGUAAACAGAAUGAUGCUGUACCUGGAAAGAGUAAUCUUUCAAAUCUGGAAAAUGGACAUCUCUCAAGAAAAAGAUCAUCUUCAGACUCCUGGGAACUUUCAGGCUCUAAGCAGAACAAAUUCUCCGACAAAAGAAAAAGGAACUCUGUGGACUCAGAUCUGAAAAGCACAAAAGAAUCUAUCAUACCAAAAGCAAAAGAGCCCUUCCUAGAGAAGCGUCCAGACACAUCACAUCAGAGAGAAAAGUUUAUAAGACACAUUGCACUGAAGACGCCCGGUGGUGUUCUGCGCUUGGAAGACAUAGCCAAGGAACCUGAUGAUGAAAGAGGUCGUUCUUCUGCAGACGUGGCACCUUCACAUUCUGGCCACCAUUCUUCCAGGAAUAGUGACCAAGUCCACGCAGCAAGUACCAAAGAGACUAAAAUACAGAAACCCCACUUACCUUUACCUCAGGAAAAAUCCACAAUUAAAAGAGCUAGCAACCUUCAGAAAAGUAAACCAGCUGGCUCUGUGACAUCAAAAGAGACAAAACUACCUUUACUUUCCCAUGUUCCAAGUGCUGUUUCCUCUCGAGUACCAUUAAAUGCUAAAAAUUGCACUCUUCCAGUUCCUAAAAAAGAUAAAGAGCGUUCUUCCUCUAAAGAACGUUCUGGGCAUUCUGCAGAAUCCUCCAAACACAAGGAACACAAAGCAAAGACUAUUAAGGCUGUUUCUAAUGAAUCUUCAGGGAAAAGUUGUGGGGGAUCUUUGCAUUCAGAGUACAGCCCUCCUACAGAGUCUCCCCCGGCUGCCUUGGAAGUUGUGCCGCGUGUCCCAAGCCCUGCAGCACCUUCAGAUAAAGAGAGUUCAGGAAAUUUCAAUGCAGGUAGCAGUGCACUGAAAAGGAAAUUCAGGGGUGAUUUUGAUAGUGAUGAAGAAAGUUUAGGUUACAACUUAGAGAGUGAUGAGGAAGAGGAAACAUUAAAAUCACUGGAAGAAAUAAUGGCUUUGAACUUCAACCAGACUCCUACAGCUUCAGGAAAGCCUCCUGCCUUUUCCAAGGGGCUUAGAUCCCCGUCAUCAGACUAUAUAGAAUAUGCUCAGAGUGGAACUUAUACAAAUACUUUAGAGCGUCUUGUAAAGGAGAUGGAAGACACACAAAGGCUAGAUGAACUACAGAAGCAGCUACAGGAAGAUAUAAGACAAGGCCGAGGCAUUAAAUCUCCUAUCAGAAUUGGUGACCAGGACAGUACAGAUGAUGAGGAUGGCCUCUUGGAAGAACACAGGGAAUUUCUAAAGAAAUUUUCAGUUACAAUUGAUGCUAUUCCUGAUCAUCAUCCAGGUGAAGAAAUAUUUAAUUUCCCCGAUUCUGGAAAAAUUUUCAAUCAGUAUACCUUAGAUUUAAGAGACUCUGGUUUUAUUGGAGAAAGUGCUGUGGAAAAGCUUAUUCUCAAAUCAGGAAAAACAGAUCAGAUUUUUUUGACAACACAAGGGUUCCUUACCUCUGCAUACCACUACGUCCAGUGUCCUGUACCUGUGUUAAAGUGGCUGUUUCGGAUGAUGUCAGUUCACACAAAUUGUAUUGUGUCAGUACAAAUUUUAAGUACUUUGAUGGAGAUCACCAUUAAAAAUGCAGAUACUUUCAGUGACUCACCAGUUUGGCCCUGGAUCCCAUCGUUGUCUGAUGUAGCAGCUGUGUUUUUAAACAUGGGCGUUGGAUUUGGAUCUUUGUUUCCCCUGGAGACUCUUCAACCAGACUUUAAUGAAGACAAUCUAAUUCUUGAAACACGGAAAACGCUGGGGGAAAAAGGAAGUGAAGAUUUGUCUUGUAAUCCAGUUUUUUCAACUCUACCUGAAACCAACAUUCUAAAUGUAGUUAAGUUUCUAGGCUUGUGUACAUCUAUACAUCCGGAAGGUUACCAAGAUCGAGAAAUAAUGUUGCUGAUUUUAAUGCUAUUUAAAAUGAGUUUGGAAAAAGAGCUGAAACAGAUUCCAUUAGUAGACUUUCAAAGCCUCCUGAUAAAUCUCAUGAAAAACAUCAGAGAUUGGAACACAAAGGUGCAUGAACUCUGCCUGGGCAUAAAUGAACUCUCCAGUCAUCCCCACAACCUUCUGUGGUUGGUACAGCUGGUCCCUAACUGGACAUCUCGUGGAAGGCAACUGAGGCAGUGUCUCAGUCUGGUGAUUAUUUCAAAGCUUUUGGAUGAAAAACAGGAAGAUAUCCCUAAUAUCAAUAAUCUUCAGAUCUCAGUUCUACACCGAUAUUUAGUGCAGAUGAAGCCUUCUGAUUUGUUGAAGAAAAUGGUCUUGAAGAAAAAGGCUGAAGAACCAAAUGGAACUAUUGAUGACAGCCUUCAUUUAGAACUAGAAAAGCAGGCAUACUACCUGACCUAUGUUCUCCUUCAUUUAGUUGGGGAAGUUAGUUGUUCUCAUUCUUUUUCUUCUGGACAACGGAAACACUUCGUGCUGCUUUGUGGGGCUUUGGAAAAGCAUGUUAAAUGUGAUAUUAGGGAAGAUGCGAGGCUUUUCUACAGAACUAAAGUGAAAGAUUUGGUUGCCCGGAUACAUGGAAAAUGGCAGGAAAUAAUCCAGAACUGUCGACCUACUCAGGGGCAGCUUCAUGACUUCUGGGUGCCAGAUUCUUAACAGGAGUUACAGCAGCAGAAAUACAAAAACAGAGGGGUCUUUGCAAGAGGGUUACUGUGAGACCCAGCAGAUGCUAAGGAACACAGCUGUGUACCGCUGGUGAUGGAGACUUCGCCAUUUCUGAAGCCGAUAUAAAAUGCCAUUUGCAGCUGACCUGAGAGGAAGGAUCGGGGGGCCUAUAAAAGGAGGGUAGAGGUAGGCUCAGCUGGUAGAAGAAUCCAGCCUGCCCUUCCUAGCACUUGUUAACUUUUCAGCAGUUAUCAUGUUAGGUGGUGUCGUAGCACUUGGAUCAUCACAGAAAAUAAGGAAAAGUGUGGACCAACUUGAGGAGUUGGACAUUGAAAGAAAGGCCAAGGUCCAGCUGGUUUUCAUUUCCCUCUUAGUUAUUUUAGGGUACAAAGGGAAAGGCUAGAAUAGAGUUCUAUAAUCAGAAGUGUGGGUCUUCUGUAACUCUGUAAACUAUAGGCAGUUUCAGUCCAUACAUUGUCCCUUUACUAUUCGAGAUUAUAAAUCUGAAGUUUUUAAAUCUAUUUAAAGUCAAUUAAGGAACAAACAAGCUGUCAGAUUGCCCUUAGAGGAUGAGAUUAAGCUACAAAGUAGUGGCUGUUUUUAAAAUGCCAGAACAUUCAUGGGCAGUUUGUUUAAGAUUUCUUGUAAAUGCAUAUGUUUUUAAAAUACUGGUUCAGUCAUAAAUCUUAGCUAAGCCAGAGUUCUGGCCAUUGGUAACUAUAUUACAGAAGUCUCUGUAUAAAGGCUUAAAAAUCUGGAAGUCUCCAAAACCUUGUUCCCGUGAGUAUAUAAUUUAGCAGAGACUUUGAUGAUGCUUAUUUGGGGACGUACGUGUGUGUGUGUG